AUGGCAAUAGCAUACCGCACAAGCCAGGGAUCCACUGCGCUGCCCUCCAAAAGCAGGCGAACACCUGUCCGAAGCAAGGCGCAGACUGGUCAAAGUGCACUAAGUGCGACAAUGACCACGUUGAGACGACCAUCCUCAACACCUGCAGCAGGGGGCCAGAGGCCCAUGACGCGAUCCAUGGACAAGCAGCCUCUACAGUACUGGAACCAACAGGCCAGAAACUAUGACGAUAACAUUUUCUCUAGUAUCGACGAAGACGCAAAUGGGAUCAUUGCCCAGGUCAUCGAACGCUGCGGGGACAUAGAUGCGGAGGGGCCUCGGAGCCGUUGCAUUGACCUGGGCUGUGGAGCAGGCAAGUAUCUGCCAAAGCUGGCGCGGCACUUCAAGACAGUGGACGCCUAUGAUCUCAGCCCAAAGCUUGUGGCACUGGCAGAGAAGGAAGUGAAGAAGCAACGCAUCCAGAAUGUCAGAGUUUCGGUUCGUGACCUUUCUCAAAUCUGGUACCGCAAUGAUGCGACUUCUGCUCAGCUGGGCCAUGUCACUGAGAUGGAGUCUUUCGGCUUCGCAGUCAUGGCCAACGUGUUGAUUGCGCCGCAAGAAGCGAGUCUCCAUCAACUGAUGCUGAAAAAUGCAUAUCGAUCUCUGAUGCCUGGGGGUCGACUUCUUUGCAUCGUACCAUCAUGGGAAAGUGCGAUGUAUGUCAACAUGCGCUGUGAUGAGGAAAACUACGAUGGUCCAUAUUCGGUGGGUGCAAAUGGGGAGAAGCCGACCAGAACUGAGGGUGCCGACCUCUUGUGCGGAGUGCUUCGGAGAUCCGGGGUUCGCACCAAGCACUUCUUGGAGCCCGAGUUUCAGCUCCUGGCAUCCCGAGCUGGCUUUGAUGUUGCCAUGUGCAAGCGCGUGUCAUACACCUGGCGAUCAGAACUCGGCCUGGCUGCAGACUGCCAAGUGCCCACCAGACUCAGGGAAUCACCACUGCCCUGGGAUUGGAUGUUCCUCCUGCAGCGCGGUAGAGAUGUGGCAGAGCGACCUGGGUGGCACGCUGUGGAUCCACUUGCCAAGUCUGACUCAGAAAGGCUGCUGCCAACUUUAUUCCAGAAGGGACGUCCCAAAGAGGAGGACAUCUCGCAAGAUCUGAUCAAGUUGGUAGAUAGCCAAAAAUCAUUUUCCCGACCGCAUAGUCGAGCUAGUCCAGUUUCACACUGA
Messenger RNA from Effrenium voratum, 1206 nucleotides. Lineage: Eukaryota; Dinophyceae; Suessiales; Symbiodiniaceae. The record is from the annotation of a GenBank genome assembly.